ACUACCUACCUGCUCGGCCAUUUUAUCAAUAAACAAGUAUCGAAUUAAAUUGUUUUCGUAAUUGAAAUAAUCUCUUUUCGCCAAUUAGUAAGUGGAGUUGAACUAAUAAUUGAUCAAUUAAAUUAGCAUAUCAACGAUUACUCUAAUCAUAAAUGAAUAGCAGCGAAGAAUUAAAGAUAAAUCCUCUACUUUCGUUUUAUAAAAACAACCUAAAAGAACUAUUAGCAGACGACGAACGAUUUAUCAUUCAUCUUUGCCAAGAGAGUGUUUUUAAUCUUGACGAUAGAAAACGUGUAAAGUUGGAUUUCGAAGCAAUUUUUAACAGUUAUAUUCUAACAUUACCUACUUAUAAACUUUUAGCUAUUUUACAUAAAUUAUCACUAGAUAAACACGUAAAUUUAGCUCGUAAAAUAGAAAAUACAUGGGAAAGUUUAAUAAUAGAAACAAAGAGAUUAGCUGUUGAAAACUAUUCAACAGUGUUGAAAUUUUCCAAAUUUCAAAGUGAUAAAGUAAACUUUAUCAAUUUUCAAAAUAUAUUAACUCCAAUACAAAUCGUUGCUCGAAAGAAACCCGAAUCAUAUAAAGAUGAUGUUUACUUUGAGGAAGGUUUCGAAUUUCUAGAAAAUAUUGACAAUUCUCAAGGUCGUUUUCUAAUUAAAGGUGAAGCUGGCGUUGGAAAAAGUUAUCAUUUUAUUAAACUUAUUCAUUUAUGGGCGAUUCAAGAGAGAAUCCUUCAAGAUUAUCUCGUUUUAAAAGUUGAUUUGAGUCAACUUUCUUCUAAUGAUAGCUUUGAAGAGAAUUUAUACAAUCAGAAUUUUAGCAAAGAUUCAUGGGUAACACGUGACCUUUUACAUUAUUUCUUAUCGGACGAUUGCGAAUAUAGAAACAUAAAGAUUAUUUUUCUAUUUGACGGAGCAGAUGAAUACGGAAGUAAAGAAUCCCUUUUUUCAAAUAUUAUUGAAAAUGACGGAUGUAUCAAAUUUCCAAUAAUUGUUUGGUGCCGAAACUGGAAAGCCGAACAAAUAGAAGAUACUUAUCAUAAUGUUCUUGAGAUAUUAGGUUAUAAAGAUGAUCAUAUACCUUUAUUUUUUGCCAAAUUCUUUCACGAAGGAACAGAUAUAUUUCAAAAUUUAAUAGAAUCCGAUAAUACUCCAAAGAGUCAGCAACUAAUAAACUUUUUACAAAAGAAUAGAGAGGACCUACUAAAAUCUUGCUCAAAUCCUUUAAUUGCAUCUAUAACUGCAAAUAUCUGGGAUACUAAAUGGAAUUCAAUGAAGAAAGAUUCAUAUUCAAUUUACGAUGAUGCUGUUGAAUUGUUGAUGAAGAAUCGUACGAAUACAAUCGAUAAAGAAGAUUACGAUGCAUUUCUUCAUCAAUGCGCACUAGAAGCAUUUAUAAACAUUCUUUUUGAUAAACCAAUCGAAAUGAAAAAAUACAGUGAAGAUUCUAAAGUAUUUGGCAACUUAUUAACAACUUUAACAUGCUUUCAAACCGGAAAGAAACAUUAUAGAUUUAUACAUUUUUCAUUUCAAGAAUAUUUCGCAGCUAAAUUUAUCAUAAAAUGCUUAGAAACGAACGCCAAUUGCCUUAUUUCAGAUGUUACUGAACAGCAAUGUCAAGGUAAACUUUUAGAGAUAAUUUGCCAAUCAACUUAUACUCUUAAGUUAAAGGCGACUUUUGAUUUUAUUAAAAGUCAAAAUAUGCAAAUUUUUUCAAUGAUUAUCAAAGAAAAUCCAAUAAUUUUAAGUAUUUUGGAUACUGUUAACGAAAAAAUUAUAGAUUUAAUCAAAUACAAAAGUGAUAGUCAAAAGAUAUAUCUCGAAGAUGGAUAUCUAUCAACAACAGUAUGGUUUUCGAUUGUUGAAACAUUUUCAAGAAAUAUUACUGUAUUAUCGUUCAAAAAUGUUAAAAUUAACUUUCAAAAGUUUAUUAAUAUUUCAAUUGAAAGCUUAAAAGGAACAUUGAUUGAAUUAUCUAUAGACUCUGGUGUGUAUAAUCAUUUUUCUGUUAGAAUGAUAGAGGAUAUCGUCAAAGAAUUCUCCAAUUUAAAACUACUCUUAUUAGCUAAUAUUCCAUUUAAUAAUUCAAAAAAGGCAAACUUUUUCAUCAAUUCAAAUUCUUUAGAAUCGUUAAGUUUAAUUAAUUGUGAAAUUGACUUUAAUUUACUAAACCUUUUGAAAUGUAGGCAUUUAAAUCACCUAAAUCUAUCCCACAAUACAAUAGCAGCUGGUCAAUUAGAAAAACUUGUUGAUUAUCUAGAAAAUUCCCUUGAACUUCAUUCAAUAAACUUUUCUUACUGUGCUUUAAAAGAUGAACAUUUUACGAUUUUGAAGAGAUUAUUCGAAGAGAUGACCGAUAUUUACAAUUUCUGGUUAGAUGGAAACGAAUUUAGUGAUAGUUUUGUUGAUGAUUUAAUGAAAUUUCUAAUUGAAAAUGGCAAUAAUGUUAAAGAAUUCUCAGUUAAAGAUUGUAAUAGUAACAUUACAGCGUCGACAGUUACUAGUCUAUUGGAUAAUAAUCUAUCUUUAAAUAUUCUUAAUCUCUAUGGUAAUAAACUGUUAAAUGUAAGAGAAGUUUCAUUUCCAAAGAGUAUUAUUCUUUCCAAAGAACUUCAGGAGUUAAGAUUUCCCAUAAUGGAUUGCGAUACUGCCAUUGAAUAUAAAGAUUUCUAUGAAAUAAUGGAUGGAAAUCUUGAAUUGAAAAUGUUGGAUUAUAGUGGAAAUAACUUAAAAGUACAGUUUCUAUUUGGUGUUUUACAAAAGAUUAUCUCUUUUUCGACUAAUCUAGAGAGUAUAAACCUUAGUAAUUGUAAAUUACCAUUAGAACAUCAGGAGGAAUUAUUUAAUAGUUUAAAAGUACACGAUAAACUGUUGAAUAUGAAUUUAGAAGGAAAUUUAUUGAAUGAAAAGAUAUUUCUUAAUUUUAUUAAUCAUAGAUCAAAAAAAUUGAAUAAAGAAGGAGUGAAACUAAACGUAUCUCAAUGCGAUCUUAGACAAUUUUCUCUAAUCGAAUUGAUAAAUUUGAAUAUGUUAUCUAUAAAUUUAUCUGGAAAUAACUUGAAAGAAACUAUUAAUUGGAAGAAAAUGACAAUAAAAAAUCCUACAUGUAUUAAAGAACUUCUCCUUCAAAAGUGCCAAUUAAACUCUUCGUUUGUUAACGUACUAACCGUAAAUCUUCAUAAUUUACCAUCAUUAGAAGUUUUGGAUAUAUCAAUUAAUAAGUUUAGUGAUCAAGCCAUUUUGAAUUUUUUCAAUAAGGCCUCAACUCAGAAAAAUAGCUUAAAAUAUGUUUAUUUUUACGGUGGAAAGUUAACUAUAAAAGCUUUAAUUGAUUUAUCAAUAUCUAUAAGUAAAAUAAAUGAUAUUGAAGUCAUUAAUUCACCUUUUAUAGACGAGGAAAGUGAUGAUUUUAACCAAUUGAAUUCUAUUAAUUUAGCAAAUUCGAAAUAUUUUAAUCUACAAAUUAUUAAUGAAAUUCUAUUUCAAAUAGACAGUAUAAUGAAAUAUAAGAAAUUACAAAUAAAUUCAACAGAAUCACCAAGAUACGAUAUGAUUCGAAUGGUAAAAGAAUCAUCAUUAGAAAUAAGGAGUAUAAGUAUUUAUGACGAUUUAAUACCAGAUGAAAUAAAUCAUAUGAAAUCAAUUAUUGAGAAUAAUACCGAUAUUGAAACUAUGGAAUUAAAUUUUAAUUUAUCCCAUGAAACUAUAAUGACGUUUUUUGGAAUGACAAAAGAAUUUAUUCGAAGGAUUAAAUCAUUUAGUUACAAUUCAAAUAGCAAUUCAAAAUCAAGUAUUAUGGAUAUAAUAAAUUUUCAUGAAUUCUUACAUAAUCAACAAGAUUUAAAACGUCUCUCUUUAACUUGUUUGAAUUUUGUAACAAGUAACGCCAUUAAAUUUUUUAAAGACUAUCCAAAUAAUUCACAAAAUUUGAAUACUUUGAAAUUAUUUCGUAGUAAAUUUACAGAGGAGACAAGCGAAUAUCUUGGAAAAUUCAUUAGUAAUCAAUUAGGUUUAAAAUCUCUGGAUUUAGGAUCAAUUAAUCUUGAUGGUAAUAUUGGAGAGAAAUUGUUUAAGAAUAUCUCAAACUCUUGCUGCAAUCUAAAUAAAAUCAACUUAUCUAAUUGUCAUUUAAACGAUACAGCAUUGGAAUAUCUUGGACAAGUUUUUAGUUAUCAAACACAUCUGGAUUCUAUAGAUUUAUCUGGAAUUGAUUUAAGUAACAAAUACGGAUGUCAAUUAUUUCAGAAUUUGGCCAAUUCAAAUAAAUUUACUAAAGUUAAAUUGCAAAAUUGUAGUUUAAAUGGUAAAAUUUUACCAGAUUUGCAAAGAUUUAUUCAAAAUCAAACAAAUUUAAAUGUCGUUGAUCUGUCUAACGUAAAGUAUAAUGUCGAUAUUCAACAAGAUAUUCUUCAGGAUUUCUCAUUCAAGUGUAAAAAUAUAAGUGAACUUUACUUACGCAAUUGUCGCUUUAGUGAUAGUCUCUCGAGAGUUAUUGGAAAACUACUAACUGAACAAAACAGUAUAAAUGUUCUGGAUUUAUCAUUUUCUAACUUAUCUAAAACGGGAGCUGAAAAUUUGUUCAAUCAAAUAUCUCAUAAUACAAGCUUAUCUGAAGUUGAUCUAAGCAAUUCAACAUUUACGGAAGAUAUGAUUGAAUACAUAGGGAAAUUUCUUUACAAUCAAAUAUCUCUAAAAGUUAUGAAUAUUUCCAUGAUAAAACUUAAAAAUAUGGUUGGAAUGUUAUUCUUUCAGCAUCUUACAAAUCCAAAUAUGAAACUCAAGGAACUGUAUCUAACUGGCUGUAAAUUUACUGCUAACAUGACUGAAUACAUUGGAAAGUUUAUUGAUAGCCAAAAUCAUUUACAAAUUUUAGAUCUAUCAAACACAAAUCUACGUUCAAACAUCGGAAAAAAUCUCUUUAUUAACAUAUCGAACAAAUGCUGUAAUUUAAGGAAUUUGAAUAUGGAAAAUUGUCAAUUAACAGAAGAUAUGACAGAAGAACUUGGAAAAUUCAUUGGCUAUCAGAAUCAAUUGAAUAUACUAGACUUGGCCGAUGUAAAUUUAGAGCAUAACAUUGGAAAGAAUUUGUUUGAAAAUAUUUCUAAAGUAUGCUGUAACAUCCAUGAAAUAUGUUUGGAUGACUGCAAACUAACUGAAGAUAUGUCAGAUUCUCUUGGAAAAUUCAUUGGUUAUCAAAACAAAUUGGAGCUUUUGUAUAUGGCGAAUGCAGACCUGAAAAAUGAUAUUGGGAAAAAUUUCUUCAGAAAUAUUUCCAGCCAAUGCUGCAAUAUUAGAGAAAUUAUUAUGGAAAAAUCCAUAUUUACAGAAGAUGUAACAAAAUAUCUGGGAGAAUUUAUUAGCUACCAAAAGAAAUUGAAACUAUUAGAUAUUGCCGAUACGAAAUUAGAUAAUGCCAUUGGAAUGAAUUUAUUUAAAAAUGUAUCGGAUCUAUGCUGUCCAAAAGCCGUCAAUUUAUUAGGAUGUAAACUUUCAGAUCAAGUUACCGAAUGUUUAGAUAAUACCUUUGGCUUAGAAACAGAUAUUGCUAUGGAUUCUUCGGCAGAUGAAUGUGUUAAUGAAGAGAUAGAUAUGUUAGCCUAACAUAAUUGAUUAUAAUACGUUUAUCUUCUACUUGAUAUCAUCAGAUUGUAAUUUGUGUUUCUUAUUUUUCUAUAGAGUUUAUAAUUUUCUAGGUCAAUUAUUAUAAAUAAAUAAUUUUUAUAUUAAGUGAUAGUUUGAUUGUUUCAAUAUGGAAGAGAGUACUUAUCUAAAAAUAGUACUGUUUCACAAUCCACUCUCUGAUCUCAGCCAAUUGAUGUGCGUGUUAUGUUCAAACAGUAUACGGAACAAUGUUCUAAAUGAUCUUCUGUCGUCUGCCAGUACAUUGAUCAGACACUGAAGAUUGUAUCAUUAUGGUCAACGUAAAAUGUCUGAAUGAUGUAUGGAAAAUUUAAAGAAAUAAGAAGGCCCAAGUUUUAUUAGCAAUAAAAACAUUUAAAAACUGAUUUUCAAUAUUUAUGUUAUUGAUAAUUGGUAGUGCAAUAUUAGCAUUAACAGGUGAAUGACCGACAUAUUCUUGAAUUUGCAUUACAAGAGUGUGGCUCCUCACAUCAGCUGCAAUGAAAUAGUUUCCUUCUACUAUUGGAUUGUAUAAAGACGGGACUAUGCCUUGAUUAAAGGUAAGUAUUUUACGUGAAUACAUUCAAACAUAAUAACUGUUAUAUAAUUUUUAUAAGACGUUUCUUCUUUGGAUGACAAAGUCUAUUUCAACGGAAGUGUUGACGAUAUAUAAAGGGUAUUAUACAUAUUAUAUGAUAUUAAGCAUCAUUUCACUAAAAGUAGCCGUCUUUAUUGUAAAUAAUAAAAUUUGCUGGCAGCUAGCAUACGCAACUAAAAAUGUAUGGAACUGUGAUGAAAAAUAACGUCAUUUUUUGUUUGCUUCAAUUCAUUUUCCUACGAAUACCUUCAUUAUCACUGAAUUUUUUUUAACCUAUCAAUAUAAUGAUUAAUCUUUAACCUACGUAUACAUUGCUUUCCCUUUGUACUAUAAAUAAAGAUACAAGGAUUGAAGUAUAAUGUCGUAUAUUAAUAAUUUUAGAAAUAGACCAAUAUAACUUUAAGAAUUUUGAACGAUAUAUUUUUAAAUAGUAAAUAGUUGCAAUCUUGUUGACAACAUGAGUGUAAAUAUGGAAUUGAUAAUCAUUAAUCAUUUACAAUGAAUUGUUUGUAUUACAAAAAUAAAAAUUAUAUUUAAAGCUCUAACGACGUAUUUCUGAAUGUUUACUGAUAAAUCAGACAGAUAGUAAUGUCGCUUCUCUGAAAUAUAGAAUAUUCUAUUUAAUGUUAAUGAGAUUAACAUCUAAUACUAAAUUUUCUUAACGGUACGUAUCUUUUGUUUUAAAGAGAUUAAUAAGUGUUCAAUUCCGCGAUUAUGAUAUAUUAGUAAUUAGACUUUCAAUAAUUGCAUACACAUUUACAAUAACUUAUUUUAAUGAUACUAAUUAUGCGAUAAAAACUAAUUAAUAUCUCUCAGAUGAAUCCGUGUUCACUUGAAUUGCGCUUGAACAAUAGUUCACCAGGAAAGAUGUAAGAAUUGUUAAGCUUUACAUAUAGACUGUAGAGAGAAAGUUAUUCGAUCAACCCCCAAUUAGAUUUCUCCACUAAAAUUGAUAGAUUGAUCAUCGACCUAUUUAAUUAUUAUUUAAAAUUCAAUUUCUUUAUGAUUACUCUUUAUUGGACAAUUAUUGAAUUUAAUAAGAGUGCAAAAUCAUGUGACACAUUUCGACAAUUUUUGAGAUUACUAUAUAAUUGUUUAGUGAAGCUUCUGAUUAAUUUAACAAUAAUCAUCUUGCGUUGGUGCAGAGCAUGUUUUAUAAUGAAAAAUAGAAGUUGGACUGGUAAUUAGCAUGUCAUCAAAAAUAUGACCAAAAUGUAAAAUUGACUUGUUAGCUGUAACUGAAAUACCAGAGCAAUUUUGUAAACUUUGACAUAAUUUCAAACAUUGAAUUGAAAGUUGACAAUCUUGAUCAAAUGUAUCUUUUUUCAUUUCUAUUGAGGAUAGAGAAUAGAAAGGAGUUUCGACAAUAGCCGGUUGUCCAAUUAUAUAUAUAUUAGUAAAAGUGAAUUGAAAAGGUGACUUGACUAUAAGAUAUCGUCCAAUAGUAGUUCUCUUACAAGUUAUAGUAAAAUAAUAUCUGUCGUCUUUAAUCGUAAAAGUAUCAGUAUCUGAAGAACUGAGAUGAUUGCAUAGCGUUGUUCUUAAUCGUUCAGAGUAUCCAUGACCCAAAUGAAACGAAAUCUUUCCGUUGACAUUUGGUUGUACAUCCGUUGUAACUAAUAUCUUUUCGACAUUUGAGCAUGUUUUCAAUUGAAGUUUGAAUACACUCAAAUACAAAUUAAUAGGAAUUGAAGUUGUAAGCGUUGGUUGCGGAUAACUGAUAAAUGUAGCUAAGUAUUUUACCGUUGCUUUAAAUUAUUGAUAUUAUUAGUUAAUUUAUAUAUUCUGCAUCUUAUUUGAAGGUUUAUACCUAUCUUAAGAAGAUCUUUUACAACACCAGCAAUAAGGAGAUAAAAUCUGGUCGGAGUUGUAGUAUCAAAAGCAAUUGUAUCUCCAAGUGAAGAGCAGCAGUUGUGUUUUAAUCGAGAAUGGAAUGGAUAUUCGCUAGUUUGAUCUUUCAAUUCAGAAAUACAUCUUACAUUGCUGUCAGGAGGACUAGACUUUCUAGUAUGGAUACCAAUCACAUCGAAUUUUUUAACGAGAAAAGGUUCUUCUAAUUCUACCAUUUGUACUUGAUGAAGUGGUCCUUGAGGGACGUUUGUUUCGUGGACUAAUGUAUAAGUUAAAUCACUAACUGGUCUCCAAAUUGCUACAUUUUAAACGAAAUUAUUAAGGGCGAAAGUACGAAAAUAUCAACGCAAGACACACACCUAUAUAACAAAGAUAGAAUAUACGUAUUGUGGUUUCUGCGAAUGAUAAUAAGGAAAAUGGACGAACUUUGUUAAUCUGUAAAGUCUUUAUAAUUUUUUUACAAAUUAUGAUAUUUAAUAUAAAAAACCUUGGAUAACAA
Dimorphilus gyrociliatus is the source of this 8566-nucleotide messenger RNA. Lineage: Eukaryota; Metazoa; Annelida; Polychaeta; Dinophilidae. The record is from the annotation of a GenBank genome assembly.